AACAACUCCUCCCGCCCUGACCCCUUUUGAGAUUUUCCUUGCCGCUUGACGAAACCUGUCUGGUUUGCCUGCAGGCCUUGCAGAUAUGACGCACUUGGAUGCAUGUUGAAUCUUGCAAAAAGAGAAGACGGGCCUUGAUUACAUUUACAAGUGAAACGUAGACGGGGUCAGGAAAGUGCAGGGGUUGUUACAAGUGAUGGCGCCAGUCCGCCAACAUACACGACCCUCAAGGGAAUGGGCUUGGUCAGCACCGCUUUCUCCGCCGAGGCGCUCCUCAAGCUGCGCUACGGCAACCUGGGCAUCUGUCACACGCGCUAUUCCACCACCGGCAUGUCGGAGCUGCAGAACUGCCAGCCCUUUGUGGUGGACACGCUGCACGGCCAGAUAGCGGUGGCGCACAACGGGGAGCUGGUCAACGCGCACGCCCUGCGGAAAAAGGUGAUGCGUCACGGCGUAGGCCUCUCCACCAGCUCGGAUAGCGAGCUCAUCACCCAGCUGCUGGCCUUUACGCCGCCCACGGAGGAGCUGGACGCGCCCAACUGGGUCGCCAGGAUUAAGAAUCUGAUGACGGAGACGCCGACGUCGUACUCGCUGUUGGUGAUGUUCAAAGACGUCAUUUACGCCGUGCGGGACCCUUACGGGAACAGACCCCUCUGCAUCGGGCGCGUCGUUCCCGUCUCCAAACUGCACAAAUCAGGUGGCGGGGAGUCGGACACCGAGGGCUGGGUCGUGUCCUCGGAGUCGUGCAGCUUCCAGUCCAUCGGCGCCAAGUAUUACAGGGAGGUCCUCCCGGGAGAGAUUGUCCAGAUAUCCCGACACGGUGUGAAGUCUUUGAGUGUGGUGCCACGUCGCGAGGGGGACCUCCCCGCCUUCUGCAUAUUUGAAUAUGUUUACUUUGCCAGACCUGACUCCAUUUUUGAAGGGCAGAUGGUCUAUACCGUCAGACAGCGUUGCGGCCGACAAUUGGCCAUCGAGGCGCCGACGGACGCCGACGUGGUCAGCACCGUGCCGGAGUCGGCUACGCCCGCCGCGCUGGGUUACGCUCAGCAGUCUGGCCUCCCCUACAUCGAAGUUUUGUGCAAGAACCGCUACGUGGGGAGAACCUUCAUCCAGCCCAACACCCGCCUGAGGCAGCUGGGCGUUGCCAAAAAGUUUGGCGCCCUGACGGACAACUUUGCGGGCAAGCGGGUCGUGUUGAUUGACGACUCGAUCGUCAGGGGCAACACCAUCUCGCCCAUCAUUAAACUCCUGAAGGAGGCGGGCGCCACAGAGGUCCACAUCAGAGUUGCUUCUCCUCCCAUCAAGUUCCCGUGUUACAUGGGCAUCAACAUUCCCACGAAAGAGGAACUCAUCGCCAACAAGCCCGAGUUCCAGGACAUCGCCGGAUACAUCGGUGCCGACAGCGUGCAGUACCUGACGGUAGAAGGCCUGGUGACGGCGGUCCAAAAAGGGAUCGCGUCCACGCAGGGCGACAAAAUGAUCGACUCCACUUACAAGUCGGGCGGCAGCGUCGGCCACUGCACCGCAUGUCUGACUGGAAAGUACCCAGUGGAACUGGAGUGGUGACCUGCCAUCUAACAGUCAAAACCUUACACGUUACAGCAGCGGAGUGCCUCGACUGAACUCUCGUAGUUGAUGAAUCUGUUAUGUAAAUAUAUUCCAUUACAACACUUCAGUUCAGCCAAUUUUAUAUGACCGUAUUUGUUACAUUAAAAAAAAAUAUAUUAAUACGCACAAACCACCGACCAAAGAUUUAGUUUGUGUUUUUUUUCUUAAAUAAGAACACUUGAGUUUUGUACUAAUAGCGAGCGACUGUGUACAGUGUCGCGGUGGUCCUGAAUAUGCGAUAUUAACAUGCGGUUUUCUUUCGCUGGAAAAUAAACAUUGACUGAAUUCAC
This is a messenger RNA of Hippocampus zosterae (dwarf seahorse), 1898 nucleotides long. It is a transcript of the gene ppat, whose product is annotated as phosphoribosyl pyrophosphate amidotransferase. Lineage: Eukaryota; Metazoa; Chordata; Actinopteri; Syngnathiformes; Syngnathidae. The record is from RefSeq and is a predicted model, not a curated record. Gene Ontology annotation, molecular function: amidophosphoribosyltransferase activity. Bases 235 to 1566 code for a protein of 443 amino acids. The transcript is spliced from 11 exons. Gene Ontology annotation, biological process: purine nucleobase biosynthetic process; purine nucleotide biosynthetic process.